GUCAUUUCCGGUUCUUAUGACAGUUACACCGCCUCGAAAACAUGGCUGAUUAUAACCAAGGAUGGAUUUUAUUAGCAUUCUUGUUCUUUGCUGCUCUCACAUUGCGUGAUAUUUAUGUCGGUGUUCCAAGUAGUAGUGACGGUAAAGCUGAACCGUUUACUACCCCGCCCCCGGAUGUCAAACCUCAGCCCAGUGUUAAACAGCAACUUUAUAGUGGGCCUUUGCUCCGCUUCUUGUAUUGUGUUUCCUGAGGGUAUAGAAGGGUGUUUGAGGAAUACUCUCAAGCCAUUCAGCAGUUGUACCCCGAUAUUCGUAUUGAAGGUGAGAACUAUCUACCAAAACCCUUGUACAGAUAUAUUGCUACAUUUGUUUCCUAUUUCAAGUUGGCAGUAAUUGUACUGAUUAUUACUGGAUACAACCCAUUUCCUCUUUUGGAUAUAGAAACACCAAGAAUUUGGACAUGGAGUCAAGAAAAUAAGAUAUUUGCAUGUCUGAUGACCUUCUUCUUAUGCAACAUUAUAGAAACACAGUGCUUGUCCACCGGAGCAUUUGAAAUCAGUUUAAAUGAUGUUCCAGUCUGGUCAAAAUUAGAAUCUGGGCGUGUGCCAAACAUUCGUGAACUUUUACAGAUCUUGGAUAAUCAUAUUAAGAUGAAUGCAUCCCCAUUCUUACAGAAUCCUUAACGUAUCUAAUCAGGUUCUGGUUCCUAGUGAUGAGUUUUAGAUCUCAGAAGCUGAAUAAUCCUCAUGUGGCUGAUUUGUAGUGGAUUGAUGAAGGAGUGCACUGAAAACAGAUACCUGUAAGUGCAGUCCGGAUGGAACUGUUCGCUGCAUGAACUGCUGCUCAGGGAACAUUCACUUCUCGAUCCUGUACUUGGGACAGAAAUUAUUCAAUACAUUGUGCUACUGAGAACUCAGAUGUAAAAAUUUAGUAUUUAAAAAAGUUGUUUACUUUCUUUUUUUUCUUUUACUGCCCAUUUCAUCCUCGCAUUCUUCUGUAACAGAAUAAUCACAUUUUGUCUCCACACCAUUCCUCCUCCUGGGUCUACAACAUGUAUUGAUUCUGGAAUUUAAAGGUUUGUCUUUUUUCAUAAAUAAAUUCAGUUGGUAAUAUGGUCA
Messenger RNA from Protopterus annectens (West African lungfish), 1118 nucleotides. Its product is annotated as selenoprotein T2-like. The transcript is spliced from 6 exons. Lineage: Eukaryota; Metazoa; Chordata; Ceratodontiformes; Protopteridae. Gene Ontology annotation, biological process: cell redox homeostasis. Gene Ontology annotation, cellular component: endoplasmic reticulum membrane. The record is from RefSeq and is a predicted model, not a curated record. Gene Ontology annotation, molecular function: thioredoxin-disulfide reductase (NADPH) activity.